AUGCGACCCCAGCGUCUUCUCCCCCUGUUGGUAACGGUCGUUCUGGUCUGCUUUUCACUCAUCCUCCUUCGAAACUCCCCCAUAUCCAAUGGCUCUCGAACUAGCUCCCCGCUGCCUCCUCCCGUCCCAACUCCGCCGUCGCAGCCACCCGCCGAACAACAACAAGAACAACAGACGUCAUACGACCACGAGAACUCGCGUCCUGUCGACCGUCGCAUCCACCCCAUCUCCAGUCUGGUUCAAGAUGCCGAACAGGAGUUCAACCAGCUCCGCGCACGGCAGUCGCGCAAUCUCGCAGACGCUGUCCGCGAAUACCGCCGUCGCUAUGGCAUGAACCCUCCGCCGCACUUCGACAAGUGGUUCCAGUUUGCAAAGUCAAAGGGCGUCCAAUUGAUCGAUGAAUACGACACCAUCUACCACUCGCUACUCCCAUUCUGGGCGCUUCAACCGAGAACGAUCCGCGAGCGCGCUCACGAAGCUCUCGGCUUCGACAAUUCUAUGCUGGGAGUAUUGAUCCGCGACGGCAAGGUGACAUGGGUGGAGGGAGGCAGCGAUGGACAGAAGUGGCAGCGCGACGCUACGGCCGGCAUGUUGAAGAGCUUUGUCCAGUAUUUGCCGGAUAUGGAUCUGGUGUUCAACGCCCACGACGAACCCCGCGUGAUCGUGCCCAGCGAGGACCUGCAACGCUUGGUCGCGGUCGCCACGGAUCAUGCCAUUCCGGCGGCGUUCCAGAAUCCGUCGCCUGUCAACGCGUGGUCAGCGAAACCGAGCGAUCUCAACAAAGGCGAUCGCAUUGACGAAGUCCGCACAACUCGGUUCAAUCGAUUCGCGCACCAGCCGACGUGGACCAGUUCCCGGGCAUCCUGCGCUGUGGAUACGCCAGCGCGAUCCCUGGAUGAGGAUGGCCCCGAUGCGGCUAACCGAUACGCCUAUGGAGAGCUGGGGUUUAUCUACAAUGCGACCGCCUUCUCUGACAUCUGCAAUACGCCUUCACUCCGGUACAAGUAUGGAUUCUUCGACCGUGCGAACGCCUUCGAUGUGGUCCGCGACCUGUUUCCAAUCUUCUCGCAGAGCAAGAUCUCCAGCUUCCAGGACAUUAUCUAUCCCAGUCCGUGGUAUUGGGCUGACAAGGUGCCCUACACCGAAAACCUGGAUUACAAAUGGGAUGAUAAACAGGACAAAAUGUACUGGAGAGGGUCGACGACAGGUGGCUUCUCGCGAGCUGGUGGAUGGCGACGACAGCAUCGACAGCGGUUCGUUGGCCGCAUCAAUGCUUUGGACGCCGCCAAGGUCCUCGAGCGGAAUGGCCAAGGGCAAUGGGAAUCCAGGGAUGUGAACCGCCAAUCGUACCAAGACUUGUUCGACGUCAAGUUCACAUUUAUCGGGCAAUGCGAUGUGGAGGACUGCGCCGCGCAGAGGGAGUACUUCGAGGUUGCACCACCGGCGGGCCCGCAGGAUGGCUGGGCGUAUAAACACCUAGUGGACAUCGAUGGGAACGCCUUCAGCGGGCGGUUUUAUGCUUUCUUGAAAAGCAAUAGUCUUGUCUUCAAGGUGGCUCUCUUCCGCGAAUGGCACAACGAGUGGCUGAAACCCUGGCUCCAUUACAUUCCUCUCAGUUUGACGGGAGACGAGUAUCUGGAGACCAUGCGAUAUUUCACCUCCGAAGAGGAAGGGAAAGCAGCGGCGCCCCGGCUAGCGCAGCAAAGCCAGGAGUGGGCCAAAAAGACCCUCCGAAACGAGGAUAUGGAAGUGUGGUUUUUCCGAUUAUUGUUAGAGUACGGACGUCUGGUGGAUGACAACCGAGAGAACAUAGGAUUCACGAUGUGA
This is a messenger RNA of Aspergillus terreus NIH2624, 1827 nucleotides long. RefSeq names its product putative capsule-associated protein CAP1. The transcript is spliced from 2 exons. Lineage: Eukaryota; Fungi; Ascomycota; Eurotiomycetes; Eurotiales; Aspergillaceae. The record is from RefSeq and is a predicted model, not a curated record. Bases 1 to 1827 code for a protein of 608 amino acids.